AAAUAUUUCGUAAUCAGUUUCCGCAGGAGAACCUUCGCCAUUAGGCCGAAGGAUCAUGGUUAACAAUACUUUUGGGAGAAAUCUACUCUAAUUUAGAGCCAACCAAGUAAGUCCUUGAGUUUAAAUGUCGUUGGUCAAGGCAUAUACACACGUAUCUAAUUGCAUCGUUCAAAAUAUAAACAGUAGUCUGUGUUUAAAUACUAAAGCGCGAACAAAUUCUACAUAAAAGGCUCAGCGAUCAUUCAAUAAGCCAUAGGUUCCAUAUUCUAGUAGGAACCGAGCCUAUUAAUACUACGGCGUUUUCUAUUUUUAUGUGCACUUCAAGCAUUUAGGCGCCAAAUAUACCACUCGCUUGAAAUUUUGUAACGUAAUGCACGCGCCAUUCCUAGCAGAGCAUUCAGCAAACCGGUUUGCCUUUGGUAUCCAGAUUUGGUGAUCUGAUAUGUUGCUGUCUUGAUAAUCUGCUUUGGAACUCUUAACCUUUUGUAUUAGGAUAAAUUUGCAGAAUAAUAUUGCAAUGGGGACCAGCAAAAACAAAAGUUAGGGUUCGCGAAAAUCAGUGUUCCGUGAAAUGUUCAAUGAAUACAUAAUACUUGGGCGAGUGAAGCAAGUCUCGCGAGAACGCGCGAGCGAGCGGCGAAGCCGCGAGGGGCAGAGCCCAAAUUGGAGAGCUUGCUCGCAGGCUAAAGCAAGUUUUCCUAGAAUGACAAGUUUUUGUAUUACUAGUAACAGCGCCAAAAAUUAAAGGUUGCAUUUAUAAAAUUAGAAAGUUGACAAGAUACCACUUGACCGAGAAAAGACUAGACUUUGGCACAUACCAAUCCAUGAGUUAUUUUACAUUUUCGAGAGUUACAAAAUUUUGCGGAUGGGCGUAUUUAUAUUUCGCAGGAACUAUCUAUCCUUUUCACGGUAGGUCCAAUUCGAGCAAAUGCUGUCAAGAAAGAAAUAUCCUCAGGGUAUCAACGUACCGGCGAAAGAAUGGUUGAAAAUAUAAUAACAUUGUCGGUUCUAUCUACUAAUUAGACUAAUUACAGUUUAUCGCUGAAUGUGGCUUAUUGCUUCUGUCCAGGCAGGAUCUGAUUCAUGUUUAUUAGUAACUGGCUCAAAACGGCUGUGUAGCAGACUACUUUUCUCGUAAAUGGCGAUGUUUUAUAUGUAAAUGUGACACUGGAGUUACUUUUCGCGGAUAAAAUUUUCGGGACCACAAAAAAUGGCAAAAAUUAGAACGUGUGAAGUUAUUAAAGUGCCAAACGGUACUUGACCUAUAUACACGCACAAAGGGGUUCCUUUUUGUUUACCAAGAAUGGCUCGUUUAAGGGCCGUAAGUAACACUGGUAAAACAAAUUGUUGUGGCCAUCAUCAUAUAACUUUCUCGCAACGAACGUGAUAGAUGAUUUUUGUGAACGACGUCGUCCACUGUGGUUUGGUGUUAAAAAUAGGUCAUCAUAAAACACCCUGCGAAAGUACUUCCGGUCACGAGUGAUGUGACCGGAAUUGCACUUGAGAACGUCACUUGUCGUUCUGUAAAAUCGUGUCACAUCAGAUAUUUAGUUCUGAAGCUCUUUGAUCCAGAACAUUUAUAACGUUUUAGUCUAUAAGCUUCAUGCUGACGUCCCUUUCGCUUAGAGGAGUCAUCAGCCUGCGAAGAAGGCAAAGCCAUUCGGAAGCACAACACAGGUCAUCGAGAAAACGAUGGGGGAGAGGGUACGGGGAAAAAGGCAGAGAGACCUUCUUUUUCUCGACCCUCCCCCAUCAUUUUCUCGUUUUACGUCUUACUUGAUCAGACUAAGGAGUUAUGUAAGUUUUCAAAUUGUGGGAUUGACUUAAAAUGAUAAUUGUGCAAUUUGCAGCUUGACUGAGAUGCUGGGGAAAUGUACUGGUACAGAGUUCUCCUUAGCCUGCGAACAGCAGACGUAUUUCCGGUCGUCCCUUUCGGAGGGAGAGAAGCGACGACCGGAAAUACGUCUGCUGUUCGCAGGCUAGGUUCUCCUGUACCCAUAGGCCAUACCAAAAGGGAAAAAGGUAUCUUUAUCCUCUCUUGGCCUAACGGAAAGUUGCAGUUUCCAGUCGACCUCCCUCCCCUCUGAAUGGUCGAGAGGAAAAAUAACUCUUCUAAGAAGGACAUGCUUCAAGGCUACAUUCUCUUUCCUUUUUAGUUGGCGCGUUUUUUUUGGGAUGCAAUUCAGUUCAUGUAAAGCUGUUAAAUCCCUCAGACCUGAGGUCAGACACCUCAUGACGUUUAGACAAUGUCGUAUUCGGUAUUGCUUUCUAAGCCGAGGAAGAAGAGCUUAUUUACCAGGAAAAGCAAGUGAGAAAGUAGAGCUGCGUUUAUGAUUUCACUGAAUUAUAGUGAUUAGGUGAUUUAGAUUAGUUAGUUUGAAAACUCCAUUUAAGUAUUAUAACAUAUACAGUCAACUCUCUCUAAGACGGACACCUUUGGGACCGGCACUAGCUGUCCGUGUUAGAGAGAUGUCCGUCUUAUAGAGAGUCAAAUAGAGGGAGCAAAGAAUUGAAAGGCAGGGACCAACUCUAGCUGUCCGUUUUACAGAGGUGUCCGUCUUAUAGAGGUGUCCGUUAAGAGAGAGUCGACUGUACACAUUUCUUUCAGUUGUCUGUCACGAAAACCUCCUCCCCAGGUUGCUCAGCUCAAGGCUGCAAAAGACCCUAGGAACAAUGUUGGUAAAGUUUCCUCCCCGCCUUGUUCCCUGCCCAUAGAACGCCUAUUUACACUUUCUUUUUCUGCUGCAGUAACUAGAAAAUCAUGACAGAGGGAGGGAGUGAAAGCACAUACGGCGCUGUUGGGUCAACCACGCCAGUUAGAGAAGGUGAGGAGCACGAAAGAGUGCGGAGCAUCAGUUCAUUUUACGAUGACCAAACAAAAGACUGCAGAACUGUAUCGGAUGUAGGUGCUGAAAAAGCAAGGUUGCACGAGGGAGAGCAAGAAGAAAAACCUGGAGACGAAUUGUUUCUUUCAUUUGACAGCUCUCCUAAUGAAUGCGUCAACGGUAUAACAACAGAAAAAAUGGCGAGACCCACCUACAUGUCUCUCAGUAACAACGAACAAUCAAAAUCUGAUGCUAGUUCAUCGAUUAGUCCAGGCAGCUCUCAACCCCGUCGAGUGUCAUUUUUGGCUAAACCUAAUCAUAAUGAAGCGACAGACCCUGACGUUGCUUAUGACAACCGUGGCUAUUCCUCCGACAUGAUGUCAUCAACAGACUCAAUAAAGCGCGUGCGUGCUAUCACAAACUGCAGCGUUCGUUACCACACACAUAGUGAAGGUGAAGAGUGCAACGAAAGUGAUAUUUCUCAACUCACUUUGAACUUUCAGCAAAAUUCACAGAGCACGCCUCGGGCGCGAAGGAGAAGGUAUACGAGACACGGCACCCUUGUAUCGGAUUCCUUCGUCAACGAAUGUAUUUGUUGCUGCACAAUUAUUUAA
Molecule: messenger RNA, 3439 nt
Organism: Porites evermanni
Lineage: Eukaryota; Metazoa; Cnidaria; Anthozoa; Scleractinia; Poritidae
Source: the annotation of a GenBank genome assembly